CAUUACAGCCAUGCUAUGACAGCUAUAGUAUUUGCAGCCAUCGAGCGGAUAGGCUACGCACACACAGACGCAGGUCAUGGAGAAGUUAAUGGUUCCAUUGCCAGGUGCUCCUACAUCAAAUAUCACUACUCCUCAGCUACGAUACCCAAAAACCUCUCAUACAACAUCACCAAGACGAUAAGGCAGGAUGAGUGGCACGCCCUCCACUUGCGGCGAAUGACAGCAGGGUUCAUGGGCAUGGCGGUGGCCAUCAUCCUGUUCGGUUGGAUCGUCGGCGUCCUCGGCUGCUGCUGGGACCGAGGCCUCAUGCAGUAUGUGGCUGGUCUCCUUUUCCUCAUGGGAGGAACUUUCUGCAUCAUUUCCCUCUGCACCUGUGUCGCCGGCAUCAACUUUGAGCUUUCCCGUUUUCCACGGUACCUGUACGGCCUGCCUGACGACAUCGGCCACGGCUACGGCUGGUCCAUGUUCUGCGCCUGGGGAGGCCUCGGCCUCACCCUCAUCGCCGGCUUCUUCUGCACCCUGGCUCCCUCCGUCCAGCCGAUACCGCGAUCCACCUGCCCCAAGUCCCGACAGGAGAACGGCACCGUCUGCUAAAGAUGACAGCCACCAUGAGACCGGAGUAACCCACAGAUCGACAACCAAGAAAGAGAAAAAGUGUUCCACGUGUUCAUGCAUCCACUCAUCUCUAGGCUUUCCUGGUUCCAGAUUUUUCUUUUCAAUUUGUGUGUUUAAAAAUGGGUGUCUUGAUGAACUUGAAAAUAACGGAAAAAAAAAAACCACUCAAGAACUGACAAACAUAUUAUCAAAAAUUUUAUCAAAAAGUUGUGCUUGUUUUGUUGUUGUGCAGCAGACAAUUGAAAUGGACCAUGACCAGGAAAGCUUUUCGAAGUACUUGGAGACUCUAAAAGACUACGUAUUUGUCGGUAAAUGGGACGCUACUACUCUGAAGGUGAGAGACGAGGGUGUUCAACCUCUGAACUGCUUAUGACUUAUGUAUAACUGGUCUACUGGGAUGGAGGAGAACUGAGUGAAUCAGCAGCAUUGAGAAGAAACAAUCAAAAAUCAAGUCAAGAUCUUGUGGAAGUUUCUCAUGGACUUGUGCACACAGGGGUUUCUUGUGGGAUGAUUCACAAAGGACUGAAGCAAACAUGAAACUGUGUCACUUGCAGAGCUGGGAUCAUGUUUAGUGGCCAUCUAUUCAUAUUCAGUAUUCCAGCUUCUGAGGACCCUCCAGUUAGGGCUGGGAGAUCCACGACCUCCACUGUUGUACAUUAAUGUACAGAAUAUUCCAGAGAAGUGACAACCAGGAAGUGUUACAUCAGACCAUUUUCAUUCUUGUGUAGGUGCAUUCCAUUCCAAAAGAUGACCCCCCAUUACCCAUUUAGCAUUUUAUACAUGCGUUCCUCUUUUAUCCAGAGUGUAUUUUCCUUUUUACUGAACCCUUCUUGUUUUGAGGGAACUGUUGACCGAGUGUACUUUCGGAGCAAAUGCUGUGUUAGUUUGAUCCCCCCCCCUCCGCCCCCCUUUCGAGUCAUAGAGGUGUUGUAAACUUGUGAGUAUGAAUGUGUGUAUGUGUGGAUUAUUUUUGCAGUGGCUAACGAAAAAAAAAAAAAAAAAAAAAAAAAAGAAGAUCAUACUGACAAGGUGGAGCGCUGCCUUGAGAGA
Solea senegalensis (Senegalese sole) is the source of this 1665-nucleotide messenger RNA. Its product is annotated as transmembrane protein 178B-like. NCBI's taxonomy places the organism in Eukaryota, Metazoa, Chordata, Actinopteri, Pleuronectiformes, Soleidae. The record is from RefSeq and is a predicted model, not a curated record. The transcript is spliced from 4 exons. Gene Ontology annotation, cellular component: membrane. The coding region runs from base 16 to 594 and encodes 192 amino acids.